AUGAGGGAAACUGAUGGCGAAAACUACGGUACCUUCUCCUUAGGUGAGGGUUGGGGGCUUUGAACAGGGUGUGGUUGUGGGUAGUGGGUGGUGCGAAGGGUUGAGAGUGUGUGGGGUCUCUAUGGAUUGUUCCCCCUAAUGAAGUUGGUUGCCUACUCUGACAGGAUGGGGAGACAAACUUGGUUGUGGAGCUAGCAGACUUCUGUGAAAGGUUGUCAAGUGUUAUUGGGUUGUCAAAGACCGUUGGUUUUGCAGACGAAGGAUGUUCAGCUUGGGAUGCCCCAAUAGUAUCUACAUCAUCUCGUAUUCUUUUUUCCACCACUGAGGAGUUACAGUUUGCUACGGUAACAUGAAUUGUCUCAAAGUCUAGCAGGUCCUGGUCCAUCAAAAUGACUUUUUCUUCUGUCAUUUGUUCAUUGGGAAUGGACUGGUUGGACUGAUUGGAAGUCUGAGCUUUGACCCCGAGUUUGUGGAAGACCUGAACAGACUGCAUCAUCUGAUGACCCAGACGGCUCCUUGGAGGUUGGGGUGGUCGGGGAGCCUUUGGGGUAGGCCCCGCCUCUAACUUAGCCCCCUUAACACUACCUUUCUGCUUCCUGGAAGAUGAAAUGUCUGAACCUGUUCUGUCCCCACCUCCAUCUGCAGCAUCUCUCCUUGCACAUUGAACCACCUCCUUCACAGCACACUUCACAGGACUAGGAUUACUCUCCUCUACACUUUCACCAUCCCUCUUUUCACCUUCUAUCUUUUCACUGUUCAUGCCAUCACUACUGUCACCAACCUCUCCAAAGAUGGCCAUCUUCUUUGUUGUCUCCCCUCUUCCCUGCUCUGCUUCCUCCUGUUUAUUUUUUGUAGCUUCUGUCGCAGGGCUUCCUUUAGCCUCCUCCAAUGGAACAGCUGGAUUGCCAGUGUUCAGUGUUGUGUCAAUAGGUGCCAUGGUAAUGUUGGUUGCAGGUGCUGGUGCAGCCACAUAGAUGUACCCUGGUGGGGGGCAUACUGCCCAGAUUUGUGGCACUGGUGGUGGCUGAGGGGGCUGACCUUUGGUAGACAACAAUGUGCCAUAGAUAGCAUGUUGAUGGGUUUGAGGAUGAGAAGGAAUGGGUUGAUGGUGAUGAUGAAGAUGGUGAUGUGGGAGAUUGGGAUGAUUAGGAGGCUGCUGGAAAUGGGCUGUUACAACCGGAGGGUUUGUGCUGUGAUCUAUGACCAGAGUUAUCUGUCCUGCCAGCAAGCUGUUUCCUGAAAGGAAACCAAAUUAUAAUUUUUUUAUUCACAAAAUAUUUUUUACAGUUUAUUAUGAAUGAAUGCAUUUGUAAAGUCAUUAUGCCUUUGCCUUGUUAAUUUCUGUCAUCCAAAAUGAUAAUUUCAUGCCAACUUUAGAAUAAAGCAUAGACAGUUAGAGAGUUUAAAAGCUAACAGCCAGUUUUGAGAGCUCUGAAUUGUAAUUUAACAGAAAAUACUUACCUUGUGUUGAGUCAGGUGUGAAGGCGUUACUCUGGAAAGGGUCCUCCAUAGUUAUAAACAGUUAUCUUUGUUAUUUUAGAUAUUUUAACAUAAUAUUUUUUGAAAUACUUUGUUAUUUUGUCAAGUAAUUGUUUGAUUGAUGCACCUAGAAUAUCAGUGUCACUCUAUGAUGUCACCAUUUUUUACUUGGUUCUGACUAGAGGGAGUACAGCUACGAUCAGAAGUGACUUUUUCGUAGCAGGUUAGUAUAAUUUAUGCAGCAGGUUAGGAUAAUUAACGUAGCAGGUUAGGAGACUUAGGUUAAGGUUAGGAAAAGGGUUAGGGUUAGGGUUAGCUAAAAUGGUCUCCUAACCUGCUACGAAAUGUAACGUCUGUUUGUAGCUGUACUCCCUCUAGUCACAACUCCUAGACUUUCCAUCUCCAGAAAAUCAUUGUUUUGUUAACUGUCGUUUUUUUUGCACAAAAGUACAAACAAGAUCACCAAGAUCAACAUAUUUCCAACAUUAAUUUGUCUCAUAAUCCCAUAACUCCUAUUUUACAGUUGUUAUGAUUAGGCUAGGCCUAGUUAUUACAUGGUUGCAACAUAGUAUUGACAUAGUGUUACAUUUCUAACUCAGUUGAUUGUGUGUGUGUUGAGGGGGUAACUUGGCAUCGGUAACUUGUGUGCAUAUGCGUGCGUGUGUACAUGCUUUGAGUGAAAACACAGCAACACCUUAUUCACUCAUGCUCAUGCUAUAUUUGGCUGCUUGUGUCUAUCCUCAGUGCUGCCCCCAGAAUGUGCUCCGGGGGGUCACUCUCUGCUCCAGAACCCAUACCGUAGCACCAGUUUCAGCUCCCGCAGCCUACAGCAGUCAGCCCUCCAGAACUUCAUCUGUGACCAUUCCCUCAUACCAGGCUGGUACCAGUUCCAGAUCUUUGACAAGCCUGCCAGCAUGCCCACACAAUGUGUGGAGGUAAAUACAGAUAAUACGUUUUAUUUUAUAGUAUUUUUUCUCUCUAGGUCUCAAAGCAUGUUACAAUGUAUGGAGGUCACCCCAUCCCCCAAUGUGUCGCAAACACCCAUAUUGUUUCUCGACUGUAUACAGCUUGCUAAUAAUCACCGAAAUGAAAGCUAGACAGUCAGGGAGCAUUGGAAAAAAUAAAAGAUGGCUAGAGGACUAUUCUUUUUACAUAUUUUGACGGCGAGGAAAUAUAUAUUUUUUAAAUUGUGCCGCCCUCCGGACCUCGUUGAAGACCAAUUGUGGCCCCCGGGGAAAAAGGAGUUUGACACACCUGGUUUAGGUGGUCUUUCAUAGCAAAUGCCAUGCCUCAGUCAGAACAGUACAGAAGAGCAUUGUCCCAAUUAUAUGCUAGUUCUUCUUGCACUAGAGUACUUUUCAGUGAGUAGCCCAGUCAUUGCAGUGGUAACAUGAGUGCUAGUCUUGGCCUUUGAAGUGAACAUAGGCUCUUUGUUCCAAGGAGACUGGGAUGGUAUCAGCAUUAAGCAAAGGACCAAAGAGAGAGAGAGACAGGAGAGAGACAGGAGAGAGACGAGAGAGACAGGAGAGAGACAGGAAACAUUUUCAGUUCCUCAUUUUCCCUGGGCUGCCUGCUGUGCUGCAGACUGAAGGAUCCAUCAGAGGUGUCAGCUUCCUCUUCUUCCCAGGGCAUUGUCAUGUGUCAUAUUGCAGUUGUUGUCUGCAAAGUGUCGCCCUACCAAUCAUUACCCAUGUAGUUGUAUUAUUACCACCCAGUAUAAACUAGCCUGGUCCCAGACAUGUUUGUGCUGUCUUACUUAUUGUCACAAUGAGUGACAAGGAGUUUGCGAGACAGCGCAAACAGAUCUGGAACCAGGCUCAAGUAGUCUUAUUCUGUUCUCCAUUGUCUUCAUCUGUGUCCACCAGGUGAACCACUGUGGGACCCAGGCCCCAGUGUGGCUGUCUCUGGGGGAGGGCGAGAGCCUCCCGCGGCCCCUGGAGGUGACGCAACUGACGGCCUGUGCCACCUGGCAGUUCUUCCUCAGCAGCAGUAAGGACUGCUGCCUGUUCCGCAUCCCUGUCACCGUGCGCAACUGUGGAGACUUCUACGUCUACCUGCUCCAGCCCACCCAGGGUUGCAUGGGCUACUGCGCACAGGGUACAGCAGCUGUUUACGAUAGUCUGUUUAGGUGGAGGCAAUGAGGAGCUCUAUACGCUAUGAAAGUGAGGCUGCAUUUUCCAGGAAGUAGCCUUGAAGUCAUUUUUUUCUUUUGUAGGCUUUUUGAAGGGUCUUCAAUGGGCAGAAACGUAGCGCAAUGGUCUUCAGCGCCAAAAUGUCAUAAAAGGCAUCUAUCUGGCAGAAGUCAAUUCAUCCACAAACACAAAUAUAAUUGUAUAAAUGACCGUGUUUUCAUGAAUUUGAUGGUAUAAUCGUCAAGCCCAUUCAAAAGAUUAGGGCUGACCCCGGAAGUAUGAUGUAAUGCUGCAUCACUUUCAUAGCUUAUUGCCAAUGCUCUAUGCUUUGAUCUCUUUAUGUGUCAAUGUAAACGUGACAGUGCUGUAGGUUUCUUUAAAAGUGUUUGCUAAAUGCUGGACAUGCUCCUAGAAUAGAAUAGAUCUAAUUUAAUUAUUUAAGAGGGAAUUCUUAUAGUGGUAAUAGCGGAUGUAAAGGUGACAUGAUACAACUGUCAAAAACACUAGAGAAUUAGCACUAACUGCAUGUAACUCAUUCAACUGUUAUUUAUGUGCUAGUGAUUCAGACCUCUGUAGUGUUAACUGUUACGACCACCAUUGUUAAUUGUCCUGCUAUCAUUCACCAUGCAGAGAUGUCAGACUCUGCGGCGGUGGUGUGUGGUCCUGACGAGGUGGAGGUUGAUGGAACGUGUAAAGGUGAGUGAGCUCUAUAGGAGGCCCUUGUUAAAGUCAGACACCACAACAAGCCGCGUCAGAAUUGCCAGGCGGUGUGGAAUGCAGCAACAGGCCCCUCACAGGUCCUCUUAAUGAGCUAAGCAUGUGUGUCCUGCCGCCCGCGUCACUCGCCCCAUCUCCAUGACGACAUCUCUCACUGAGGUCAUGAAUUAUCCCUCCUCUGGUUUUAUGGCGAAGGAGGAGGGGGGCUGGGGACAUAGGUGGAUGGUUUAAUUAACUUUAAUUCACACAAGAGAAGUUAUCAAGUUGGAAGGGAAACUAUAAAUAGGAGACGGUACCUACUGUUUCGGUUUGUUAUGGUUGGCCCCUUUCCCUGAUUAGGGUUACAGAAAUAGACCAAAAUGUUGGAACCCUCUGUUGGGCUGUGGCUGAUGACUGGUUCCUUGCCUGAUAUAUUGAUUUUGAUUACUUGGUGGGUCACAAGACAAAAACAUUCAGCCAAGCUUGUAUUAUACACAACCAUCUCAUAUCACCCAAAUACUGUAUAAAUGAUGACCUGCUAUAUCUAUGUAAAUACCAGGGACAUGUUCAGUAGGAAGAAAACUGAGUGCAACAGGUAGGAACUUCCCAUUUUGUCCAACAAGACAUUCAGUCUAAUUUUGUCAAAUAAAACAUGUUGCUAAACAUUUUGUUACGGUUUACCCUACUGAACACGACUCCGUUAUCCCUUCCAGCUAAACAGCCUCCUUCCCCAGCGGUGCCUGUGAUAGUAGCAGAGCUCUCUGGGAGCAUCGUCUACCUGAAGUGCAGCUUCGAAGGCCACAGCCUGAACAGCUCCCUAGGCUAUGUGGUGGCCUGGUCUCGCCUCUCCCCCCAAGGCACCAAAGAAGAACUGAAACAGGAGACUACUGUCCAAACCUUUGCCUUCAUCGAGCUGGACGGGAUCAACCUCCGACUGGGGGACAAGGUGGGUAGAAGUUACCCCUAACCACUGACGCAGGGGCAGAUAUCUUUCCUCUCUCUAAUGGUUAAGGUUAAGAUCGAGGGUAGUGCAAUUUGAUUCAAGACUUGCGGUUAUGGGUAGCUUCUACCUCACUUGUAAAACAGUCAAACGCAAAAACAAUGCUAGCUUCCGAGCUCUCUCUCAAAACUGAAGUGAAUUUGUUUUACAAGUGAGGAUAUAGAGCGAUAGAGCUGGCCGUGUUUAAAACCUAGAUUGCCACCGGCCAUCUUUAAACUUUCAAAGUUAAACAGUAUAUUGUUUUGUCAUCCUUUUAUGAAACUCUAGUCAGACAUGUUGUUUUGUUUUACUGUGGUAUCAUGUCUAUCACCUGGCUUCAACUAUAAAGGCUUUUAUACAUCCUGAACUGUAGCCUCUCUCUUCCUCUUGAACGGCUGUGGCUGUCCUUCCCUCUCUGUCAGAUUUACUGCAGUUGCUCCAGUUUUUUUCUGGACUCGCCGGACAUCCAGGGAACCCCAGUGGAGAGCAAAGAGUUCUUCGCCGGGAUCAGGGUAAAUCAAAGAGAUAGAGAACACUAUUUGGUGUAAGGAUUUGGUGUUUGAGUGUGUGUAAAGUGUGUAAGGUGUGUGUGCAUGCGUGCCUGUCUGUCUGUCUCUCUCUGGGUCUGGGUUUGUGUGUCUCCUUUUGUUUUAAGUAGUCACUGGUUAGUCAGAAUGUCUCUUGUGACUUGUCUCUGCAGUUGAGACCAGAGGUGACUACUGUGUCUGAGGAUGGGAAGGACUAUGAGUUGACUGUGGAGAGUACCAUCCCUGUCCCCUGCCCUGGCGAUGCCUCCUCAUCCUCCUCGUCCUCCUCCACAGAGCAGUGUACUCUCUCCUUACACCUGAGUACAAGCAAUCAAGGUAAAGGCUUCGUAAGUAAUCCUGCAUACUCACAGUAUCACCUCAGUAAAGUUAGAUUCUUCACAAUUUAGUAUUUUUAAUAACAGAUUUUGGCAACACGUUUGAUUUCCAUAGUGUCUUGAUUCUCCAGUGACAACGCAUUCUGACAUGUCGGUAUCCCUACAAAAUAGACAAAAACAAAGCCAACGACAAUAACCAUUAAAUUAUAUAUUUGGUCCUCCAUAGGAGAGGAUCUGCUGGGUCCAGAUGUGGUGUUGUCCUCGUGCCAGGUGGAUCUCUCCCAGAGCCUGGGGUGUCGUAACGGGGUGUGUAGCCAGGCCCUGGUUCACCUCAGCGCUGUCACAGACUUCCUCAGGGACGGAGACAGGACGACACAGAUCUCUGUCAAACCCAUCGUCACAUCCAACUUCCUCUGGAGCGGCUACACACCACAGAGUGUCCAGGUACUGUAACUGGAAGAAAAUAAAACUUGUGAUGGGUUGGGAGGAGAGUGGCGGUUGUUAUUAGCCUGGUCCCAGAUCUGUUUGUGCUAUCUUGCCAACUCCUAUGGUCAUUGUCACACUGUUUGGCAUAAGACUUUGCAAGACAGCAUAAACAGAUCUGGGACCAGUCUAGGUUGUUACACUUAACUCACUCAAUGGAGAAUAUGCUAUGAUGCUGUAUAUACUGUAUAGUGUACAAUUGCCCAUACACAAUCUGUAAGUUGCCAACACAAUCAUAUAAGCAUGUACUGUAUACACUUUAUUUUCUCAUCUAGAUAGCUGAAUGUGAAAAUGAAAUAAAUUAUAUUUGAUAUGUGAUAUCUGCUCUGUGUUUUCAGAUCACAGUGAAGGAUGUUCCCUCUGCAUACUGCUACUCUUUCACCGAUCCUCACAUCAUCACGUUUGAUGGCAGGUACUUCAAUCACUCCUUUUUAGUCAGCAUAAAUGAUAGAUGCAGUCAUGGCAAUAUUAGUCUGCAAAUAUGAUAACAAUCACAAGAAUACACAUUACAGUAACUGAUACUGUACUGUAAUGUAUUUAAUGCAUUUCCUUCCAGGCAGUAUGACAACUACCAGAUUGGGACGUUUGUGCUGUACAAGAGCACGCAGCAGCCGUUCGAGGUCCAUGUGCGCCAGUGGGAGUGCGGGAGCUUGGUCCACGGCGCCUCGUGCAUGUGCGGGUUCGUCGCGAGGGACGGCGGUGAUGUCAUAGCCUUCGACAUGUGCAACGGCGAGCUGGGGGACACCAGGCCGCACCUGUCAGUGAAGAACAGGGACGUGGGCAAGAGCGGCAUCCGCAUCACUGAGUCUUACCAAGGACGCAAAGUCACAGUGAGUGAAUAAAUAAGUAAAUAAAAUGUAACAUAAAAAAUUUUAAAAUAAAGUUGUCCUCUGAUGAGUUGGUGGUGCCAGGAAAAAGAAAAGGUCACUGAGUGGAAGCCCACGCCCACAGGAAGUAGUCAUUAGCCAAUAGGGUGUUGUGAAAGGCAGUGUAAACUUACAGUGCAAAGUCGGUAUUCAAUUGUUUAUGCUAAUUAUGAUAUGAUACAGACUGUGAUGAUAUAGCGAAGCACUGGAAAGCAGAAAAUAAUUGAGUCUCAAUAGAAUAGAGUAAAAUCAAAUGAAAUACAACAGAAUACAAUAGGAUCUAAUCCCCUUUCUGUCUGUGCUGUAGAUUACCUUCUCGUCUGGGGCAUUUGUGUGUGCCGAUGUGUCUGACUGGGGCAUGAGUCUGACCCUGAGGGCCCCCAGCUCAGACUGGGGCCACACCGAGGGCCUGUGUGGGAACGUAUGACGGACAGACGCACAAUGACCUCCACACAGCAGGGGGCGCAGCGCUGGACAAUGAAGACGUAGCAGCCUUCAUCUCUGAAUGGAGGUUAGUCUGAUGCCAAAUCUCAAAUCAACCUCUAGUCCCUAACUUUAUGGAGUUUGCAGAUUCUAACCAGCCUACCAAUGAUUGCACUGCAGCAUUCAUUGUAAUUCCUAUGCCUAUACAGUUUCUUUAGAUCUGCAAAACAGGAGCAGGCUUUUGGAUAUGAAUCAUUUUGAACAUUUACAGUAUCAGUCAAAAGUUUGGACACACCUACUCCUUCAAGGGUUUUUCUUUAUUUUAACUAUUUUUUACAUUGUAGAACAAUAGUGAAGAUAUCAAAACUAUGAAUAACACAUAUGGAAUCAUGUAGUAACCAAAAAAGUGUUAAACAGAUCAAAAUGUAUGUUGUAUUUGAGAUUCUUCAAAUAGCCACCCUUUGCCUUGAUGACAGCUUUGCACACUCUUGGCAUUCUCUCAACCAGCUUCAUGAGGUAGUCACCUGGAAUGCAUUUCAAUUAACAGGUGUGCCUUCUUAAAAGUUAAUUUAGUGGAAUGUAUUUCCUUCUUAAUGCGUUUGAGCCAAUCAGUUGUGUUGUGACAAGGUAGGUGGGGUAUACAGAAGAUAGCCCUAUUUGGUAAAAAAUCAAGUCCAUAUUAUUGCAAGAACAGCUCAAAUAAGCAAAGAGAAAUGACAGUCCGUCAUUACUUUAAGACAUGAAGGUCAGUCAAUACGGAACAUUUCAAUAACUUUUAACGUUUCUUCAAUGCAGUCGCAAAAACCAUCAAGCGCUAUGAUGAAACUGGCUCUCAUGAGGACCACCACAGGAAUGGAAGACCCAGAGUUACCUCUGCUGCAGAGGAUAAGUUCAUUAGCGUUACCAGCCUCAGAAAUUGCAGCCCAAAUAAAUGCUUCACAGAGUUCAAGUCACAGACACAUCUCAACAUCAACUGUUCAGAGGGGACUGUGUGAAUCAGGCCUUCAUGGUCGAAUUGCUGCAAAGAAACCAUUACUAAAGGACACCAAUAAGAAGAAGAGACCUGCUUGGGCCAAGAAACACGAGCAAUGGACAUUAGACCGGUGGAAAUCUGAGUCCAAAUUUGAGAUUUUUGGUUCCAACUGCCGUGUCUUUGUGAGAUCUCCACAUGUGUAUUUCCCACCGUAAAGCAUGGAGGAGGAGGUGUUAUGGUGUGGGGGUGCUUUGUUGGUGACACUGUCUGUGAUUUAUUUAGAAUUCAACACUUAACCAGCAUGGCUACCACAGCAUUCUGCAGCGAUACACCAUCCCAUCUGGUUUGGGCUUAGUGGGACUAUCAUUUGUUUUUCAACAGGAAAAUGACCCAACACACCUCCGGGCUGUGUAAGGGUUAUUUUACCAAGAAGGAGAGUGAUGGAGUGCUGCAUCAGAUGACCUGGCCACAAUCCCCCGACCUCAACCCAAUUGAGAUGGUUUGGGAUGAGUCGGACGGAAGAGUGAAGGAAAAGCAGCCAACAAGUGCUCAGCAUAUGUGGGAACUCCUUCAAGAGUGUUGGAAAAGCAUUCCAGGUGAAGCUGGUUGAGAGAAUGUCAAGAGUGUGCAAAGCUGUCAUCAAGGCAAAGGGUGGCUAUUUGAAGAAUCUCAAAUCUCAAAUAUAUUUUGAUUUGUUUAACACUUUUUUGGUUACUACAUGAUUCCAUAUGUGUUAUUUCAUAGUUUUGAUGUCUUCAAUAUUAUUCUACAAUGUAGAAAAUAGUACAAAUAAAGAAAAACCCUUGAAUGAGUAGGUGUGUCCAAACCUUUGACUGGUACUGUACAUGAGCUCUUUCAGCUGUGGUUGUGAUGUAUUUCCAUAGAAAUCCUAACUGAUGAGUUUGUAUUUCUCUUCUGGCAGACUCCCUCCUGGUAGCAGCUUGUUUGACACCGUUCCGUCCUAUCAGAGCGCCCCAAACCCUCACAGGUACUGUAACUGUGAAGAAGAGUCCCGCCCCAAAUCCCCGCGAACCAGGUCUCAGCCAAUCCCUGGCUCUGACUCCUCCUGUUAUCACCACGGCAACGUGAGACUCCACAGUAUAAUCCCCACUCUAGAUGUCACUGCCGAAUACAUCAACUCAGUAGAGCUGUUCAAAGGCCACCAUGUCUACCCCUCAGGGAACUCCAACCAGCAUGGCCAGGCCGAGGACACCGCCUCCCAGCCUGGAGAGAGAGGCUCUACCCUAACAGGCUCCAGCCAUGGAGCCAACAACCAGAGAAGCCGUGGAAGGCGCCAGUCCUACCAGUUCCUCCCCAACACGCCCUACCAGAGCUUGAGCCAGUCCGACCUGGAGGGCUUCACCUACUUCUUCCCAGAGGACCACGAGCUGGCAGCCCAGCCCGAGUCCUCCCCUCCCCCCACCUGGCCCACCCCGUCUGGGCUAACACAGCUCCAGGCCAGGGUGCAGUGCCAGCGGGUGGUGGCUAACUCCAGUGUGGCCCUGGGCUGCGGCCGGCUCUUAGGCCCGGCCAUAGUGAGCCAGGCGGUGGCUAUGUGCGUCAGCGACCUCCAGCUAAAGGACGACCAGGCCUGGGUGGGCGCCACUCUGCCUCUGCUUGAGAACGAGUGUGAGAGGAGGCUAGUGGAGGAGAGGGGGAGAGAGGGAGAGCACCAGGACAUGUUGUCCUUCCUCAAGUGUCCUAAUCUAUGUAAUGGGAAUGGGCAGUGCUCCGAGUGGGGGUGUUUGUGCUUCCCCGGAUUCGGCUCCUACGACUGCAGCGUUAUCUCUGGUAAGAAGAGGGCAGGAUUGGAUCAGUAACACACAUCUAUAAGUCAAUCAUACAUAUUGUAAGUCAACACUAGGCCAGGGUUUGGCUUAUAGUUAAUCAAAAUGAAAGACAUAUCACAGUAAUUAGCUAAUCCUAGUAAAGCGAUUAAAAAACCUGCUGGCAUUUUUUUUUGUCGUCUGGGAUGGUGAAGACCAGACUCCAGAGAUCACAGAGCUGGAGAACGAGGGACUGUGUGAUGUCAGACAGAGUGACUGCUCCACUGUACAGGUCUUUGGACAAGGCUUCAAAGACUCCUAUGAACUCAAGUGUGAAUUUUUGAAGGAAAAGGUACCAUACUACAUCACACACACAAACACACACAUACACACCGACACCGACACACACACACACACACACACACACACACACACACACACACACACACACACACACACACACACACACACCUCCAUACUAUUAUUUUCUGUAGCACAGUACUUCUGACCCCGCCUGUCUCUGUCUGCGUGUGUCCAGUUUGUGGAUGGUGAGUGGACCCUGGACGAACCUCAGUUUUCCCUGGCUACCUUCCUGGAUGUGUCAGGUCUGGAGUGUCAGCUCCCCCUGGGGUAUAGACAACCCACUGCAGGCGUGGACCUGGAUAUGGCCACCGGCAGACCCCUCGCACGCUGGCAGAUCAAAGUCAGUGGAACAACGCUAUGCAGCACAUCUCAGUAAUGUUUUUGUCAUUUCUAACCAGGAACCAGUCUUAAGCUGUGACCCAAAAGGCCCCAACCCACCAAUGGGUCCAGACUAAUUUUUGGGAAUGGGCCAAUGACCCAUAAAAUACAGCUGGAUAACAGAGCCCUAAACAAUAGUACUAUUUGUAGCAGGGCAGUGUUCUGGUCUAGUGUUCUGAUAUGGUUUGUUUGCACACCUACCAGAUGUUUUCAAGAUGGUGAAACCUGGACAAGAUACCCUUACUUAUAGUAGUAGCUUCUGUAAAUAUUUAUUACCAGUAGUCACUGAUAAGUAAGUCAUUAACAUUGUCUUGGCAGGUGUCCAACGAUGGCUACGGCUACAGCAAUGCCAAGAUCCUGACCCUGUUCGAUGGAGCCUGUCAGAUCUGCACGCUCAAUGCUGACGUUCUCUGUACCUCGAGGGUGGGUUUCUCUUUGUUUUUUUCUCAGGGUUUUAAUGGUAUCACAACGUUUCUGGUAGCAAGAUCAGAAUGUGUUGUUUAAUGAUUAGAGUCUGAUUUUAAAUGAUUCAUUUUUUUCAUGUCCUUGUUCCUUGUGUUUUCCAAUUUGAUUGAGAAAAUGUUCUCAGCCUGAGGAUGCAUGAAUCAGCUUCUCGUAGUUUGUGUUCUUUUUCAGCCACUAACAUUCAACAGAUACAGUACAUUAUGUUGUGGGACAUUCAACAGAUGUUCAGGCUAGCUCAAAUUUCAGGCCCCUUUCCCACCAGGAAAAACCAGCACAUGCGGCCUGGCCCCUCUUAAAACUAAAUGUGAGUGUAGCACAUGGGGAUGUGUGAAACUUACCCAUCAGCCUGAAGCGUCUUAACAUACGGCGCCACACAAAAAGCUAGCUAUGUGGCGCAAGUGGGGACACUUCACCAUGUGCUACCUGAGCACCACUCCUCCUAGUUAUGUGUGCCAACCAGUUUUCUUCUGAAGAACUCAAACAGAACAUUUAUCACCCAAACAAAAAGUGGCCAAUGCUCUGUUUGUCAUUUAAUGUAUGCUGGAGGUCCAUAUAGAAGUGGUGUGGGUGAGAUGAUAGGUUGAAGCUGGCAUGAUUACCUCUCUGGCAUCUCUUAACACAGGAAACAAUUAGGUGUUUUAGUCCAAUCAAGGUUCACUUGCGUGUGUAUGCAGUAAGUCAAUGCCAGCCCUGUUCUCUUGUUGGCCCGAAAAGUGUUCCUGGUUCCUAUUUCAAUGGCAAGAUCAGAUGUUUGAUGUUUUCUAAAAGGCAAACAGAUAUAUGCCAAUUGUGUUGCUGUGUAUCGAUCCCCAGGAGAAAACAUGCAACAUUGACAGUGUAUGUUAUGGAGAGGGAGACCGAAAUCCCAGAAGCCCUUGCUUGAUAUGCCGACCAGACUCCUCCAAGUACACAUGGUCCAUCGCUGAGAGUAAGUACAGCACCCUCUACUAAUACUACAAUAUGUUAAUUACUUUUAAUAUUAUACAAAUGCAUCUGUAUACAAAUUCAUACCAAGCCAACUGAAAUCGGAAAAAGGUAUUUGCUACCACCAACUACUGACGACAGCACACGGUCACAGAGAACACAUAUGGCUGCAUGGUCUCUGGAAUAUGUUAACAUGUCAACAGCUCAGAGUUGGUCAUGCUGUAGGGAAUAAGGUGUGAUUGAGGUCAGCGUAAUUACAGAAACUUAAAGUACUUUGUGUACUGUAAUUGUGGUUGAUUCAAUGUGUUCCAAUGCCUUCUUUUUGCUGUGAUUUGAUUUUAGUUUUCUUUGUUAAUAUAAAAUUAGGCCAAAUCACUCCAGAUUAAACUGGUUUGAACGAGGAAUGAAAACAGAAAAUCUAAAUUUUACAAAGAUCGAUAAACAUAUCAAUAAACAAGUUGAAAUAAAGGAACAUUAUUGUACCUCAAAUAAGGAUAUGGCCUUUAAUUAUGAAAUUAUUAAAGUAUUAGGUUAUUAUUAUGUUAUUACUAAAUACUAUUCUGCUCCUGGCAGAGAACGAGCCUCCAGUGUUUCAGGCAGCCCAGGGGCGUCUGCAGACGUUCCAGGGGGAGAACUUUGUGUACCAGCUGCAGGCUCAGGACCCAGAGGGCUCUGCGGUGCUGUUCACUCUGGAGUCAGGCCCCAGUGACGCCUCCCUCUCCCCCGCUGGCCUGGUCAUCUGGAAGGCUACUGACGCUGCCACCUCCACCUCCACACAGACCUUUCGGUUCACCGUUACAGACGAUUGUAAUGCUGAGACGCAUGCCUCUGUCCAGGUAGGGUUAGUCUCGCUUACCAUGCCAACAGGCUGUUGAAAGUGACGCUUAAAAGGUCUAAAUAUGGAUUAAUACCACAAGAGGGAGCUCUAGAUGUGUAAUUAUCAUUGAUCGUCAAAGAUCACAUACUGUAUGAGCCUAGCCUUACUGUACUAGCAGGACAUUCAAAACCAAGACACAGUACCUUACCCAUGCAUCUUACCCAUGUAACCAAGAUAUAGUAACUUACCCAUGUUCUGUAGCUUACCUCAGAUACCAAGCUCUACUAACAUAUCCUAUUCCACUGUGUGUCCCCAGGUCUCUGUGUGGCCCUGUGGCUGUCUGAACAGAGCUUCCUGUGUUACAAACAUCAACCUCCCCCCUGGCAGUGGGGAGUACCUAUGUAUCUGUCCCGCUGGCUUCAGAGGGGACAGGUGUGAGGAGGACAUAGACGACUGUAAACCCAACCCCUGCCGUAUGGCCAAGUGUAUAGACGGACCCAACUCUUUCUCCUGCAUCUGUCCCCCCGGAAUGACAGGUAAUGUACAUGACAGAAACAGAAUCAUAAACUGGGUGGUUUGAGCCCUGAAGGCUGAUUGGCUGGUAUAUCAGACCGUAUACCACGGGUAUGACAAAAACUAUAUUUUUACUAUUCUGAUUAUGUUGGUAACCAGUUCAUAAUAGCAAAAAGGCAUCUUGGGGGUUUGUGGCAUAUGGGCAAUAUACCACGGCUAAUGGCUGUAUCAAGGCACUCCACGUUGCGUCGUGCUUAAGAACAGCCCUUAGCUGUGGUAUAUUGACCAUAUACCACACCUCCUCGGGCCUUAUUGCUUAAUUAGAACACAUACUGUAUGUUGUGCAUGCUGUCCAUGCUAAUACUGCAGCUAAUGUUGGGUGUCUCGGAUGCUUUUCUGACUUUUUUAUGGGUCUCAGAUGCUUUAUUACUUUUAAUCAUUCGGUUAUGAAGAUAUGCAUUCUAAGAAGCAUACUCUUUAUGACCACUCUUUCAGUGUGUGGAUAGCCUACAAGCAGGGCCACAUUUUCUUUUCUGGUUCAGUGAAUUUGGAGUAUGAUGUUUUGUUAGUAGAUUACAUCCUGUGUGUGUAAGGCUGUGUACUUUAUGUUGUUUUUGUGUUCCAGGUCAUACCUGUAGAGAGGAUUUGGAUGAAUGUGCCGCAGAGCCGUGCUUCCCUGGGGUGGGCUGCAACAAUACACUGAGCUCAUUCACCUGUGGCUCCUGUCCAGAGGGUUACACUGGGGACGGGAAGAGUUGCAGUGGGUCCCACUCUCCCUGUCUCUGUUUCUCUCCCUGUCUCUGUAUCUCUCUCUUUCUCUACCCCCCCCCCCCCCCCCCCUCAUUCUCUCAUCAAUAUAUUUAUAUUGACUGUGAGUAAUUAUAUUCUACCUCCUCUUCUCCUGUAGUGAAAUCAGAGCCUUCCAGUGGUAAGGGUGAUGACUAUGAGCCUAUCCAUAGAGUGCCCGUGCCCGUACCUGCUGUACCCACUGGAGGUCACCAGGGUUCUGGCACGGUUAAACCAUCAGGCCAGGCCCCCUGCUCCAGACAACCAUGCUACCCAGGGGUGCAGUGCUUCGAGAGCACACACGUGUCCAUAGGGUACAUCUGUGGACCCUGUCCACCUGGGCUCCAUGGCAACGGACACACCUGUAGUAGAAGCACCACAACAGGUGAGAAGGGUCACCUGAUCACUUAGCUGAUGAUUGAUAGGGUUAGUUGAUAGAGGUGAUUGAGUUAUAAUUGCUCUAUACAAAUCAAGCUCUAUCCUCUUAACUUCCAGUGUUUUACAGGACAGAAGCCAGUUACCACCAACAGAGAAGAUGGACGUCCCCAAGUGACAGAAGACUCCAGUAGGGAAAUCACUGGCACCACCUCCAACUCCUCCUCUUCUUCCUCCUUCCAGAAAAGGAGGAAAACUGACGGGCCCUCAUCGGGUAGCAAGAGAGUCCCCUCCAUGGAGAGAAAGACACCUAUUAGCCCCCAGGACCAAACUAUCACCAGAGUCUCCACCCCCACCAAUCACAACAGAGGUCAGAGCAGCAAGGUGGACCUGACCCCUGACCUCAACCACGGGGUCAGGUGGGGGUCAUCGACUCCCAUAGUGACCUGUGCGGACUCGCCCUGCUUCUCCGGUGUGCCCUGUGAGCCCACUGUCUCAGGGUCCUUCAAGUGUGGCCGCUGCCCGUAUGGUUACACUGGAGAUGGGGUCACCUGCAAAGGUUAGCGGUUAGCACUCUUGUUCUUUGGUUUUCAUUCAUAUACAAUACCAGUCAAAAGUUUGGACACACCUACUCAUUCAAGGGUUUUUCUUUAUUUUUACUGUUUUCUACAUUGUAGAAUAAUAGUGAAGACAUCAAAACUAUGAAAUAACACAUAUGGAAUGAUGUAGUAACCAAAAAAGUGUUAAACAAAUCAAAAUAUAUUUUAGAUUUUAGAUUCUUCAAAGUAGCUACACUUUGCCUUGAUGACAGCUUUGCACACUCUUGGCAUGAGGAAUGCUUUUCCAACAGUCUUGAAGGAGUUCCCACAUAUGCUGAGCACUUGUUGGCUGCUUUUCCUUCACUCUGCGGUCCAACUCAUCCCAAACCAUCUCAAUUGGGUUGAGGUCGGGUGAUUGUAGAGGCCAGGUCAUCUGAUGCAGCACUCCAUCACUCUCCUUCUUGGUCAAAUAGCCCUUAUACAGCCUGGAGGUGUGUUUUGGGUCAUUGUCCUGUUGAAAAACAAAUGAUAGUCCCACUAAGCGCAAACCAGAUGGGAUGGCAUAUCGCUGCAGAAUGCUGUGGUAGCCAUGCUGGUUAAGUGUGCCUUGAAUUCUAAAUAAAACACAGACAGUGUCACCAGCAAAGCACCCCCACACCAUCACACCUCCUCCUCCAUGCUUCAUGGUGGGAACCACAAAUGCGGAGAUCAUCCGUUCACCUACUCUGCGUCUCACAAAGACACGGCGGUUGGAACCAAAAAUCUCCAAUUUGGACUCCAGACCAAAGGACAGAUUUCCACCGGUCUAAUGUCCAUUGCUUGUGUUUCUUGGCCCAAGUAAGUCUCUUCUUCUUAUUGGUGUCCUUUAGUAGUGGUUUCUUUGCAGCAAUUCGACCAUGAAGGCCUGAUUCACGCAAUCUCCUCUGAACAGUUGAUGUUGAUGCUGUUACUUGAACUCUGUGAAGCAUUUAUUUGGGCUGCAAUCUGAGGUGCAGUUAACUCUAAUGAACUUAUCCUCUGCAGCAGCGGUAAUUCUGGUUCUUCCUUUCCUGUGGCGGUCCCCAUGAGAGCCAGUUUCAUCAUAGCGCUUGAUGAUUUUUGCGACUGCACUUGAAGAAACCUUCAAAGUUCUUGAAAUGUUCCGAAUUGACUGACCUUCAUGUCUUAAAGUAAUGAUGGACUGUCAUUUCUCUUUGCUUAUUUGAGCUGUGCUUGCCAUAAUAUGGACUUGGUCUUUUACCAAAUAGAUCUUCUGUAUACGACCCCUACCUUGUCCCAACACAACUGAUUGGCUCAAACGCAUUAAAAAGGAAAUAAAUUCCACAAAUUAACUUUUAAGAAGGCACACCUGUUAAUUGAAAUGCAUUCCAGGUGACUACCUCAUGAAGCUGGUUGAGAGAAUGCCAAGAGUGUGCAAAGCUGUCAUGAAGCCAAAGGGUGGCUACUUUGAAGAAUCUCAAAUAUAAAAUAUAUUUUGAUUUGUUCAACACUUUCUUGGUUACAAUGUGAUUCCAUCUAUGUAAUUUAAUAGUUUUGAUGUCUUUACUAUUAUUCUACAAUGUAGAAAAUAGUAAAAAAUAAAGAAAAACCCUUGAAUGAGUAGAUGUGUCCAAACCUUUGACUGGUACUGUAUUUUUAACAUUGAAAUCCUUACAUGGACAUGAAACUGUUUGUGGUGUUGUGUAUUCCAGCUGUGUGCCGGUAUCCAUGUGGAAGGAAUAUGGAGUGCUCUCUACCCAACACCUGCACUUGUAAAGAAGGCUAUACUGGAUAUAACUGCCACAUAGGUGGGAACAACAGUCAGGGCUGGACAAUUCAUAUUCUCAUUGCAAUUUAUUCGAUUUUAUAUAUAUAUGUUUAUUUUUGUUUUUUUUGCGGGGGGGGUAGAUAUAAGCUUUAAUAUUGCAGAUAGAUUGUGGCUUCCAUCAAUGUAUUUGUCUGCAUCAUUUCCAAUCCCCCAUAAUUUUUUUUUUACAUAUAUACACUACCAGUCAAAAGUUUGGACACACCUACUCACUCAAGGGUUUUUCUUUAUUUUUACUAUUUUUUACAUUGUAGAGUAAUAGUGAAGACAUCAAAACAAUGAAAUAACACAUAUGGAAUCAUUUAGUAACCAAAAAAGUGUUAAACAAAUCAAAAUAUAUUUUAUAUUUGAGAUUCUUCAAAUAGCCACCCUUUGCCCUUGAUGACAGCUUUGCUCACGCUUGGCAUUCUCUCAACCAGCUUCAUGAGGUAGUCACCUGGAAUGCAUUUCAAUUAACAGGUGUGCCUUCUUAAAAUUGUAUUUGUGGAAUUUAUUUCCUUCUUAAUGCCUUUUAGCCUAUCAGUUGUGUUGUGACAAGGUAGGGGGGAUAUACAGAAGAUAGCCCUAUUUGGUAAAAUACCAAGUCCAUAUUAUGGCUAGAACAGCUCAAAUAAGUAAAGAGAAAUGACAGUCCAUCAUUACUUUAAGACAUGAAGGUCAGUCAAUCCGGAAAUUGUCAAGAACUUUGAAAGUUUCUUCAAGUGCAGUCGCAAAAACCAUCAAGUGCUAUGAUGAAACUGGCUCUCAUGAGGACCACCACAGGAAUGGAAGACCCAUAGUUACCUCUGCUGCAGAAGAUAUGUUCAUUAGAGUUACCAGCCUCAGAAAUUGCAGCCCAAAUAAAUGCUUCACAGAGUUCAAGUCACAGACACAUCUCAAAAUCAACUAUACAGAGGGGACUGUGUGAAUCAGGCCUUCAUGGUCAAAUUGCUGCAAAGAAAGCACUACUAAAGGACACCCAUAAGAAGAAGAGACCUGCUUGGGCCAAGAAACACGAGCAAUGGACAUUAGACUGGUGGAAAUGUGUCCUUUGGUCUGGAGUCCAAAUUUGAGAUUUUUGGUUCCAACCGCUGUGUCUUUGUGAGACGCAGAGUAGGUGAACGGAUGAUCUCCGCAUCUGUGGUUCCCACCAUGAAGAAUGGAGGAGGAGGUGUGAUGGUGUGGGGGUGCUUUGCUGGUGACACUGUCUGUGAUUUAUUUAGAAUUCAAGGCACACUUAACCAGUAUGGCUACCACAGCAUUCUGCAGCGAUACGCCAUUCCAUCUGGUUUGGGCUUAGUGGGACUAUCAUUUGUUUUUCAACAGGACAAUGACCCAACACACCUCCAGGCUGUGUAAGUGCUAUUUUACCAAGAAGGAAAGUGAUGGAGUGCUGCAUCAGUUGACCUGGCCUCCACAAUCCCCCGACCUCAACCCAAUUGAGAUGGUUUGGGAUGAGUCGGUCGGCAGAGUGAAGGAAAAGCAGCCAACAAGUGCUAAGCAUAUGUGGGAACUCCUUCAAGAGUGUUAGAAAAGCAUUCCUCAUGAAGCUGGUUAAGAAAAUGUCAAGUGUGCAAAGCUGUCAUCAAGGCAAAGGGUGGCUAUUUGAAGAAUCUCAAAUCUCAAAUAUAUUUUGAUUUGUUUAACACUUUUUUGGUUACUACAUGAUUCCAUAUGUGUUAUUUCAUAGUUUUGAUGUCUUCACUAUUAUUCUACAAUGUAGAAAUUAGUAAAAAUAAAGAAAAACACUUGAAUGGUGUGUCCAAACGUUUGACUGGUACAGUAUAUACAGUGCCUUUGGAAAGUAUUCAGACCCCUUGACUUUUUCCACAUUUUGUUACGUUACAGCCUUAUUCUAAAAUUGAUUAAAUUGUUUUUUCCCCCUCAUCAAUCUACACACGAUACCCCAUAAUGACAAAGCAAAAACAGUUUUUUAGAAAUGUUUGCCAAUUUAUUAACAAAAAAAACUGAAAUAUCAUAUUUACAUAAGUAUUCAGACCCUUUACUCAGUACUUUGUUGAAGAACCUUUGGCAGCAAUUACAGCCUCAAGUCUUCUUGGAUAUGACGCUGCAAGCUUGGCACACCUGUAUUUGGGGAGAUUCUCCCAUUAUUUUCUGCAGAUCCUCUCAAGCUCUGUCAGGUUGGAUGGGGAGCAUUGCUGAAGAGCUAUUUUCAGGUCUCUCCAGAGAUGUUCGAUCGGGUUCAAGUCCAGGCUCUGGCUGGGCCACUCAAAGACAUUUAGAGACUUGUCCCGAAGCCACUCCUGCGUUGUCUUGGCUGUGUGCUUAGGGUCGUUGUCCUGUUGGAAGGUGAACCUUCGCUCUGGAGCAGGUUUUCAUCAAGGAUCUCUCUGUACUUUGCUCCGUUCAUCUUUGCCUCGAUCCUGACUAGUCUCCCAGUCCCUGCCGCUGAAAAACAUCCCUACAGCAUGAUGCUGCCACCACCAUGUUUCACCGUAGGGAUGGUGCCAGGUUUCCUCCAGAUGUGACGCUUGGCAUUCAGGCCAAAGAGUUCAAUCUUGGUUUCAUCAGACCAGAUAAUCUUCUUUCUCAUGGUCUGAGAGACUUUAGGUCCCUUUUGGCAAACUCCAAGCCGGCGGUCAUGUGCCUUUUACUGAGGAGUGGCUUCCGUCUGGCCACUCUACCAUAAAGGCCUGAUUGGUGGAGUGCUACAGAGAUGGUUGUCCUUCUGGAAGGUGCUCUCUACCGAUCUCCACAGAGGAAUUCUAGAGCUCUGUCAGAGUGACCAUCAGGUUCUUGGUCACCUCCCUGACCAAGGCCCUACUCCCCCAAUUGCUCAGUUUGGCCAGGCGACCAGAUCUAGGAAGAGUCUUGGUGGUUCCAAACAUCUUCCAUUUAAGAAUGAUGGAGGCCACUGUGUUCUUGGGGACUUUCAAUGCUGCAGUGAUUUUUUGGUACCCUUCCCCAGAUCUGUGCCUCAACAGAAUCCUGUCUCGGAUCUCUACGGACAAUUCCUUCGACCUCAUGGCUUGGUUUUUGCUCUGACAUGCACUGUCAACUGUGGGACCUUAUAUAGACAGGUGUGUGCCUUUCCAAAUCAUGUCCAAUCAAUUGAAUUUACCACAGGCGGACUCCAAUCAAGUUGUAGAAACAUCUCAAGGAUGAUCAAUGGAAACAGGACCUGCACCUGAGCUCAAUUUCGAGUCUCAUAGCAAAGGGGCUGAAUACUUAUGUAAAUAAGGUAUUUCUGUUUUUAAUUUUUAAAAUAGCAAAAAUGUAAUUAUGUCAUUAUGGGGUAUUGUGUGUAGAUUGCUGAGGAAAUUGUUUUAUUUAAUCAAUUUUAGAAUAAACUGUAACGUAACAAAAUGUGGAAAAGGUCAAGGGGUCUGAAUACUUUCCGAAGGCAAUGUAUAUAUAUAUAUAUAUAUUUUUCUUUAUUUAUUAUUUUCCCCUAACCCUACCACCCCUCCCUUAAUUGGAGUAAACUAAUGGACAACAACUCUUAGGCUUCUACUUCCAGCUUAUACGUACUAUAUACAUUUUACGGACACAGUAUAGUUUACAAUAGUUAUCUUUUGUUUGUUUUUAGUCCCAUCCUUCAGCUCCACUCAACCCCUCCCAUCUAUCUCUGAAGACCAUCCAGUUUUGAUUUCUAUUUGCCAUAUAUUUUUCAACUGUACUGUGAUGUUUCACAAAAGUUCUGAACCUUUCUGUUCUUAUGGCUUUUUAUGAGAGUUACAAAAUAACUUCUGCAAAAAUGUCUGUAAAUUAGAAUAAGUUGUUUUCAGUUACACAUAGAAGUUGUAGAUUCUAUUAACCUUCUACCUUCUCAGCUGUCUGCCGACCGGACUGCAAGAACCAUGGGAAGUGUGUCAGGCCAAAUGUGUGCGUCUGUCCCGUGGGCUACAGCGGACCAACAUGUGAGGAAGGUAAACAUAUCAUCCCACACAUAUUUGAACUCUAACUAUGUACUGUAUAUCCUGGCCCCAAAUCGGUUUGUGCUAUCUUGCCAACUCAUUGUCACUCAUUGUGUGGCUUGACAAUUAUGUAAUAGGAGUUGGCAAGAUAGCACAAACAGAUCUGGGUCAAGGCUAUAUGUUCUCCAUUGUAUAUAUUGUACUGUAAAUAUUCUCAUUUUCUUACUGGAUGCUCUGUACACCUCUUGGUUGCUGUGUUUGUAGCUAACUGUGAGCCGUCUUGCCAGCAUGGCGGAACCUGUCUGGCCAGGAAUCUCUGCACCUGUCCUUACGGUUACGUGGGACCAAGAUGUGAAAUCAGUGAGAGCUCAUUCAAUCCAUUUGAUCCUUUCUGGCAUAUAUCAUGUUUCCCUACAAUUAUCUGCUUGCCUAAAAAAACCGGAAUGUGUGUAUAGGGGUUAGGAUUUGUCAUGUGUAACUGUGUCUGUGUGUGUCUCUUUUCAGUGGUGUGCAACAGGCACUGUGAAAACGGAGGGGAGUGUAUUUCUCCCGAUGUGUGUAAGUGCAAGUCUGGCUGGUACGGACCAACAUGCAACUCAGGUAACUCCAAUCAACACCACAUGUUUCUACUUAGAAGCCCAUGCCGAAUAUAUCUCUUUUUGACAACAGUAUGUUUAGCUAUGGGCUAAAUAUUCAAUUUUAUUCAUCUCCAGCUGUCUGCAAUCCAGUGUGUUUGAAUGGUGGGACUUGUAUCAAACCCAACAUCUGCACCUGUCCCAGUGGCUUCUAUGGCUCCCAAUGUCAGAUUGGUAAGAAUAGGUGUCAUAUUGACAAUCAAUAACCUCAAUUGAUUAUGAGACAUUCUACUGUUCUCCUAAUAGUGAUUGAUCCGUCAAUUUGCACAGAAGUCUAUUGCAUGGUGGUACUUUGGUUUAGUGAGGUAUUACUGUAGGUGUGUCACUGUGUGUGUUGCGCCCUCCAGCUGUGUGCAGCCCUCCCUGUAAGAACGGAGGUCAGUGUAUGAGGAACAACGUGUGCUCCUGCCCCGAGGGCUACACAGGGAAGAGGUGUCAGAAGAGUAAGUGCCACUGCCACCCAACACAACCAGACACCCCACAUCACUGUCUAUGCAUGCAGUAUUAAAUGGUUCUAGGCCCUAUACCAACAUAAAUACAUGUGAUAGAACCUAAUUGUAAUAACCCUGUAGCAAGCUAGUAAGUACAUGCAGUUAUGUUAAUUGAGCCAAAAAUGCAUGUUGCGUUGUGUCUUUCAGGUGUGUGUGACCCCAUGUGCAUGAACAAGGGGAAGUGUGUGGGGCCCAACUCCUGCUCCUGUGCCUCUGGGUGGAGGGGGAAGAGGUGUAACAUUCGUGAGUGAGAACAUCAUGUACAACCACUGUUAACCUGAACCUGUCCCCAUGUAAAGAUGCCUUGACAAUGCUAAGCAUCUCUAUGUGUUUGUGUGCGUGUGUGUAUUUAGCCGUGUGCCUGCAGAAGUGUAAGAACGGUGGUGAGUGUGUGGGACCCAACACCUGCCAUUGUCCCACGGGAUGGGAAGGCCUGCAGUGUCAGUCCGGUGAGUCCUAUUGCUGCCAAGUUUCAAUACAUAGAUAUAUACUUUUAUCCUGUACUUAUAUUGAGUUCUAUACUGUCCUCCAUCUGCCUGACGCACAGCCAUCUGUAAGCAGAGAUGUCUUAAUGGGGGAAGGUGUGUCCUGCCCAACUUCUGCCACUGCCGCAAUGGGUACACUGGCGUCACCUGUGGGUUAAAG
Molecule: messenger RNA, 23251 nt
Organism: Coregonus sp. 'balchen'
Lineage: Eukaryota; Metazoa; Chordata; Actinopteri; Salmoniformes; Salmonidae
Source: the annotation of a GenBank genome assembly